UUGCUAAGGUUGCUGCUGCUGCUGCUGCUGUUGCUGCUGCUGCUGGCCAGACCCGCCCCCCCGGGACGUGUGCGGACCCCCGAGUCCUGCCCAAGGACUUCUGCUGACCUUGUGCCGCCUGGAGCACUAGUCAAGAGGCGGUGACAUCGUUUGGAGAUUUGGCCAACAUUAAGUGUCGGAACCUCCUCGGUGCUCGGUGAGGGAUGAGGCCAGCCCAAAGGGUCCCUGGGGCCUGACAGCGAGUGGACAGUGCCCCCCCCACAGCUGCCCUGUGGUUUCUUCUGUUAGUGGCCUGAGGUGAGGUCAGUGAGGCCCACGUGGGACCCUGCCCUUGACUCCACCAGCACUUAUGGGUUAUGGCGGGAAAGGUGAAGUGGGUGACGGACAUCGAGAAGUCAGUGCUUGUCAACAACUUCGAGAAGAGGGGCUGGGUGCAGGUGACUGAGAAUGAAGACUGGAACUUCUAUUGGAUGAGCGUCCAGACCAUCCGGAAUGUGUUCAGUGUGGAGACAGGCUACCGGCUCUCGGAUGACCAGAUCGUCAACCACUUCCCCAACCACUACGAGCUGACACGCAAGGACCUGAUGGUGAAGAACAUUAAACGCUACCGGAAGGAGCUGGAGAAGGAGGGGAGCCCCCUGGCAGAGAAGGACGAGAAUGGCAAAUACCUCUAUCUGGACUUCGUCCCGGUCACCUACAUGCUUCCGGCCGACUAUAACCUGUUCGUGGAGGAGUUUCGGCGGAGCCCGUCGAGCACCUGGAUAAUGAAGCCGUGCGGAAAGGCGCAGGGCAAAGGCAUCUUCCUGAUUAACAAGCUCUCGCAGAUCAAGAAGUGGUCUCGGGACAGCAAGACGUCCUCGUUCGUGUCGCAGCCCUCCAAGGAGGCCUACGUGAUCUCGCUGUACAUCAGCAACCCGCUGCUCAUCGGCGGCCGCAAGUUCGACCUGCGUCUCUACGUGCUGGUGUCUACCUACCGCCCGCUGCGCUGCUACAUGUACAAGCUGGGCUUCUGCCGCUUCUGCACCGUCAAGUACAGUCCCAGCACCAGCGAGUUGGACAACAUGUUUGUACACCUCACCAACGUGGCCAUCCAGAAGCACGGCGAGGAUUACAACCACAUCCACGGCGGCAAGUGGACUGUGAGCAACCUUCGCCUCUACCUGGAGAGCACCCGGGGCCGCGAGGUCACCAGCAAGUUGUUUGAUGAGAUCCACUGGAUCAUCGUGCAGUCGCUGAAGGCCGUGGCGCCGGUGAUGAACAACGACAAGCACUGCUUCGAGUGCUACGGCUACGAUAUCAUCAUCGAUGACAGGCUGAAGCCGUGGCUCAUUGAGGUCAACGCGUCGCCCUCGCUCACCUCCAGCACGGCCAACGACCGGAUCCUGAAGUACAACCUCAUCAACGACACGCUCAACAUCGCCGUCCCCAACGGCGAGAUCCCCGACUGCAGGGGCAGCAGGCCGCCCCCCAAGGAAGUGCUCGGCAACUACGAGAUCCUGUACGACGAGGAGCUGGCACAGGGCGACGGGGCUGAGCGGGAGCUGCGAGGCCGCCAGGCCCCCACGCUGGGGUCCCGAGGGAUCCGCUCGAGAGACUCCGGGAGAUCCGUCCUCACCUGGAAGUGAGCCCCGUGGAGCCAGACCCAGCCUGGACCCCCACCCCCUCCCCACCCCAUGUCUACACUUGGAGACGACUAUUUUGGAAUUUCCUUUUUUAUCCUAAAGGCUUUUUUUUUCCUUCCCGGAGCCUGUUGGCAAAUAAAGGCACUUCUUGGGAAGGU
Messenger RNA from Suncus etruscus (white-toothed pygmy shrew), 1780 nucleotides. RefSeq names its product TTL family tubulin polyglutamylase complex subunit L1 (gene TTLL1). Gene Ontology annotation, biological process: microtubule cytoskeleton organization; protein polyglutamylation. Lineage: Eukaryota; Metazoa; Chordata; Mammalia; Eulipotyphla; Soricidae. Gene Ontology annotation, molecular function: tubulin binding; tubulin-glutamic acid ligase activity. The coding region runs from base 357 to 1625 and encodes 422 amino acids. The transcript has 12 exons. Gene Ontology annotation, cellular component: cilium. The record is from RefSeq and is a predicted model, not a curated record.